GUAGUUAUUAAGUUUGUGACAUGUGACAGUCACAUGGUGCUCCGCCUCUUCCCAACCUGUCAAAGAAUCAAAAUGGCUCCAAAUCCCUCUCCAAAGUGUGUUCUUUGUAGGAAAGAAACAGUAUCUGGAAACAGAGUUUAUCUCAAGUCCGAAGAGGAUCCAUCAGUUUCCAUUAGGCUAGUUUUACUUGCAGUUUCCUCUCGAUCUCAAGAGGAAGUAGACCAGUUUCUUGCCACUAACACAGUAUGUUGUAAAGCUGUGUGCUUUACUUUGAAGAAGUUAGCUAAAACGAGAAAAGAAAUGGAAGAUAUGAAAUUAGAGAUUGAAAGAAGGAUUGGUUCAUUUUUUGAUAGUCAAAAUGCUGCUCAGGCAUGUAUAACCUCAGUUGAUCUAUCUAUUGAUCUAAGUGGCCCUGCUACACCAUCAAAAUCAUUAUACUCUCCACGUCGUACGAGGCUAACUUAUGAUACACCAACCAGAAAUGCAUUAUCCCAGCCAAUCGAUUCAACUGGCAGUCCUGUGGUUUAUUUUGUUAAUAAGAAACCGAGUGGUCCUUGUCGUGUCAACGUUGUUUCUAAAUCAUUAAGAAGUUUAGGGCGAUCUGUUGGAAGACGCAGUAGGAUGUCAAUUGUCAAUUUUGUAUUAAAGGACAAGAUCAUGCGUAGAAAGGUGGCUAUUCAGAUAGGGAAACUCAUUCGAAAGGAAAUGAAAGUUACAUGUUCUGUGAAGGAGCAAUCGAUUUUCAAAGACAAAAGUCUCUCUGCUAUCAACAAUUUCAGCUGGAACAGUAUGGUACUUGACUUGAAGAGAACUGCUCCAGUUAUGUCAUCAGUAUUGGAAAAUUCCAUUGACCGGGGUCAGAAAAGAAAAAAGGUAGAGAUAGCAAUGGCUGUAGCUGCUUCGGUAUUGCUUCAUGGACAUAGUGAAAGAGCAUGCCUUUUACAACGUGCUGUUUCUCUUCUAUUGUAUGGAUGUCAUGCUCCAAAACAGUUGUAUACAAGACUACAAAAAGCUGGUUUAUGUGUGUCGCACAGAAGUACCAUUAGAUUGGUUGAUAAAAUGGGUGAAAACUUUGAUCAAGAUGUGAAGGAGUGGUCCAAUUUUUUAAAAGUCCAGCUUUCAAAGAAGUACCGUAUUGCAGUAGAUGGAAGGAUGUCAUCGGAUAAUCGUUCGCCACUUAUUCCGGCUGUAUCUGCUUCUGAUUCUAUUACCCGUAAUGAAGUUGUGUAUACUGAAGACUGGUCUGACGGAGACGCUACAUGUAGUGGUGAUGAAGAUAUGAGUAAUGGCGAUGAAGAUGUGUGUAUGAUAACACCACCUUCAGUUUCAUCUAUGACAACUUCCAGUUCCAUGUCUUUCUCCCCUGAAGCUGACAUAGAUAGAAAUCAGUCAACAGUAACAAAACUAACUGUUAAGAUACCUACAUUAAAAAUUGUAGGAGACAAUAUAGACAAGUCUAUUAGACCACGGGAGGAAACCAGUGACAAUCACUUGCAGUCUCUUCACUACUUCCAUAGUUACGCUGUGCUUGAUAGAUGUGAUAUGUCUGCUCUUGAAGAUGAUCCUUCAUCGUUUGAUGCCAAUAUUGCAGAUGUUAGCUGUGUGUUGCCCACUGAUGACGAUAAUGCCACAUUGAGACGAAAUCUUACAAUCAUUGUAGCACGAAUACUGAGAGAACGUUUUUCAUUCUUCAAAGACAAUGUUAGUUCAAUUUCUCGUCAUAUUCUUCACUCUCACUCAAAAGAAAUGUCACAGAAGUCUGUUGUGGUUCCACUAGGUGUACUAACAAAGAAUGAGGUCAAAAAUGAAGAUAUGAAAUUUAUCAUGAGUCAUCUCCAACAGUAUGUUCCUGUUGUAAGCAAUAGUAGCUCGAUUGAAGAUCCAGUUUCUAAUGAAGAGAUGGAAUUGUUCGAGGAUAGAUUCCACUAUCUUAAUUCUGUUCGGCGGUGAUCAGUUAACGGUUGAGAGGGCUACAGGGAGUAAGAAUCACAAUGUCAAUGAAUGGAGAGGUAUUGAUCGCCUUGAAGGACUAAUACCUGUUGUUGAAGAUUGGCAUGCCAAAGUUUGUUUGCUGAAGGCUAUUUGGAAACUGCUCUACAAAACAUCCUCUGGAUCAAAUAGUGGAGCUUUGUAUCACUUAAGAAAUCUGAUUCAAAGGCGAACAGUUACUGUGGAGAUAAAAUCGGAUCCUACCGCUUGCGAACAGUUUUUCCUUCUGGUAGUGGAAGCCCACAUCAUCAGUCU
Molecule: messenger RNA, 2244 nt
Organism: Amphimedon queenslandica
Lineage: Eukaryota; Metazoa; Porifera; Demospongiae; Haplosclerida; Niphatidae
Exons: 6
Coding region: 34-1950 (638 amino acids)
Source: RefSeq, a predicted model, not a curated record